AUGGAUACCCGCGUAGGCUUCACACCUAUCAGCCUUUGCAGCCCCGUUCAGGAUCCCACAGAGCUGUUGCAGACGGCCGCUGUGCAGGUGGCAGAAGCCUUGGCACGAGAAUACUUUGGAUGGCCACGGCUGAGAAGCUUCCAGCGUCGUGCACUGGAAGCCUGGGCGGCUGGCCGCCCUUCCUUUGUGUUGUCGGGCACUGGUAGUGGCAAGAGUGGAUGCUUCACUCUUCCGGCCUUGGUGGAGCGCCACUGGCACCAGAAUCAUGCGCCGAGUUCAGGCUUUGCGCCUGUGGCAUUGGUGAUCUCGCCCCUGGUCUCCUUGAUGCACGACCAGGUACAGCGUCUUCGGCAGCAUGGCAUUCCUGCAGUAGUUUGCUCCCCUCAGGGCGGCGAAGCAAGUUGGCCGCAGGUGCUUGAAUCAGUGAACCGCGGAGCUUUGAUGGUCUUCAUGUCCCCAGAGCGUGCGGUGAAAGAGGCCAAAUUGCAGACCCUUCGACAGCUGCAGCGUGUCUCUUUGGUUGCCAUAGAUGAGGCGCACUGCGUUUCGGAAUGGGGUCAUGACUUCCGUGCCGAGUACAAUCAGCUAAGCCUGGUCAUAGCCGCUUUGGAUGGCACCGGCCGUUCGGGAAGGACUCCACCAGUUCUCGCGCUCACUGCUACCUGCAAGAGUGAGGUGCGAGAUGAUGUCGUGAGGUCUUUGGCGCUCAACGGUGCUGAACACAUCAUCGGUUCCAUGAAUCGACCGAACCUGCACUAUUCUGUGGAGGAGCUGCAGAACGAGGCCGGAAUGCUUCGACGUGUGCGUGAGCUCUUCGCCGCGGAGGGGCAGACAGAGGCAGCAGUGGCAGAGCGAAGGGCUAGGCCAGUGGACACCGCAUCAGUGAGCCCAUACUCACCCACGAUCAUUUACUGCAUCAGGAAACGUGAUGCAGAUCACGUCGCGCAGCAGCUGCAGCGAGGCGGCGUUUCUGCUGCUGUUUUUCAUUCUGAGAAGCCACCAGCAGAGCGUUGGGCCAUACAGGAUGCCUUCAAUCAGAACAAGAUUCAGGCAGUAGCGGCCACCGUCGCCUUCGGCAUGGGCAUUGACAAGCCAGAUGUUCGUCGGGUGGUACACUACUUUAUGCCCAACAGCCUUGAAGCUUACAUGCAGGAGUCUGGACGAGCAGGCCGGGAUGGAAAGCCAGGCUCUUGCAUUUUGCUGUACACCAAGACAGACCGACGCAACCGCGAGCAGGCCUUGUUCUACCAAGAGAUCGCUCCUUCGCUGAGGAGGAGCUUGAUGCGCUGCCAGGCCUCGUUCUUUUACUGUUGCAACCGGCAUGAGUGCCGCCGCGCACAGUUACUCCAGUACCUGGGUGAGGAGCCAUUGACGCACGCCGCCUUUGAGCAGAUGUGCUGUAGUCAGCAACUCCCAGCAAGAGGAACUCCUGGUUUUUGCUGCUUGGAGCCAGAUGGCAGGCCACGAUGUGGACGUUGCGACAAUUGCGAAGUUGCAGCUGUGCAAUCCUGCAAGGUGCAGCUUGAGAACGUGGGUGAGGAGCUAAGGCAAUUGCUUCAACACUUGGUGAAUGGUGGCCGAAAGGGGCGCUGUGCACUGGUGACAACACUUAGGAGAACAUGCCCUCGAAUGUCCAAUGAAGAUUGGCAUCGCAUUCUGGACUUCGCGUUGCACAAGGACUUGGUGCAGUUGGACAUCCUUCAAGGAAGGGAUGAGAGGAUGGCCUUUGCAUCCCCUCAGUUGACACCGAAAGGCCAACAAUGCGUUCUCGGACCCAAGUUUGAUGCCUUUGUGGACCUGGGCCGGAAACUGCGACGCCCCUGCAAUUUCGAGCCUCCGCAGACGCUGGACUCGGUGCUUGAGCCGACAGUGGCGGAUGUUUCCGAUGAUGAUUUGCCAUUGCUUGAGGCUGUCUUGGAUGAAGAUGAGAGACCAUUGGUACAGGCAGAGCGAGUUGAAGGAGUUGGAGAAGCCGUUGACAUCGAUGAGGAAGACAUGCCAUUGAUCCAGGCCAGCGGCGGCCACUGCAAAUCGGAGGAAGACAUACCUUUGGCACAGGCCUUCUCCGCAGAGAAACGCAAGGGCGGCUUGUGGUGUCAGGCAACACCGCAGCGCCGGCCCAGGCUGCUUGGGAUGCUGGGACAGCGGGCGGAACAAAGCGCUCCGCCAGUGAAGAAGCAAUUGCUGGAGGAGGUGAAUGCACUGAAAGCAUUGCUGGACAAGUCGCAGCUAUCCCAAGUUCGCAGCCUCGAUGCGCUGCUUCGCAGCCUACGGGAUGUGCGAGCCGCUCUCCAGGCUGCUGCGAUCAGCCCACCCGCAACAUGUGAAGUGGUGUCUCCGGACGAAAUCGGUGUACAGAGUCCGAAAGCACCUUUGAGGAUCACAGAGCGGCUCAAGGUCAGGAAGCCAAAGGCCAAAGCGGAGAAGCGGCUGCAAAGACCAGUCGCGAAGGCUGCCAGGGGAAAAGCAGCUGCAUGCCCAAAGUUUUCUGACCGCGAGCGAGAGGAUUCAUCAGCCUUGAUGACCAAGCUUAUGGAUGCUGCAGACUUCAACUCCAACCAGCAGGGGGGCACGGAGCAUUUCAAAAGGCUCGUUGGAGAAGCCAAGAAGCUUGCACCUGCUGAGAAGCGGCCAUUGCUCGAGGAGGUACUGCAGAAGCACUUUCUGGCCAAAACUCCAGGGAGGCAUCGGGAACGCCUUCGGAAGAUUAUCUUGGAGUGGAAGGCUGAAGGACUUUGA
Molecule: messenger RNA, 2739 nt
Organism: Durusdinium trenchii
Lineage: Eukaryota; Dinophyceae; Suessiales; Symbiodiniaceae
Source: the annotation of a GenBank genome assembly